This is a messenger RNA of Amborella trichopoda, 706 nucleotides long. Lineage: Eukaryota; Viridiplantae; Streptophyta; Magnoliopsida; Amborellales; Amborellaceae. The record is from RefSeq and is a predicted model, not a curated record.
AGGGUCUUCCCUCUCUCUCAGGGACUUCUUGCUUGCCCCAACUGUGAGCAACCGCGGCCGCAAAAGCCGCUGGAUUUUGGCUGGAAACUCUAUAAAGUGUAGUUUUACGUCGAUCGUCGGCGGAAAAUGGCUGAAGAACCUUGCUUCCUUUGCCGGAAAAUCUGAUAUACGGCCGUUUUGAAGAACCCGGCCAGCGAGAGAACAGGAAGAGAGUGAGAGUUUGAUAAGCGAGCUAUACUUAUGCAGAGGCAGUCGCUAGGCUCGCCUUCCGGCCAUGGAAGGAAGGAAGGGAGAGAAGAGACAGAAAGCGUCCGACAAGAGAUGGAGAAGAAGGGAGACAAUCCGAUCAGAAUGGCCGAGCGAUUCGUCCACUUUAUACCGGUUUUGAUGAUCAUGUGCCUUCUGGUUCUUUAUCUCUUCUCCUAUGAUCCAUCGAGUGAAGAUUUAGCGAAGGUUGGAGGUUUUGAAGACAUUUUGGAGCAGAAAAAAGGGGAUUUUACGGCGAUUUACAAUCACAGAAGCUUGCAAGAAGCGAGGCCGCACAGAAAAUUUGGGAAUUUUUAGGCUGAUUUUGGCCUUAUUUUUCAUAUUUCUUUUUUUUUUGUCCCUUAUUAUUUGCCUUAGUAGUUUUUUCAAUUUAUUUCUGUAAUUUCCAUCCCAUUAAAUGAGUACAGCUAUGGUCUUACCGAGUUUGGCACGUGUUUAA